This is a messenger RNA of Chara braunii, 1859 nucleotides long. NCBI's taxonomy places the organism in Eukaryota, Viridiplantae, Streptophyta, Charophyceae, Charales, Characeae. The record is from the annotation of a GenBank genome assembly.
GUACGUCCCCCACGCCACGGCCGAUCAUGCAGAACGCAGGCGUCCUUUCUCUAACCCUUUCUCUAAGUCCUAGUAAUUUCGCGUUCUUCGCGCAUGCAUGCACGCUAUAAAUUUUGGCUGCGCGAUUAGUGAGCUCUCUUAACCCGUUGUUGGAAGCUCGGGGUUGAGCGAUCAGGAAGGGUCGGCACACGAGCGAAGUAAGAGUGGGUUCGAUGUCCGAUGGGGAUUUGCAAUACGCCUGUCACGUUUUAACGAGCAAUGAACAUGACGUUCCAGAAUUUCGUCAACAAGAUACGGCUGACGCAAGGGAUGAUUAACUUCUGCGUGAUCCUACACAUGGACAAUAUCCUGGUCUAUUCGGAAACCUAUCACGAGCACGGGCAACAUAUUGAAUGGACCUUGGUAGCACUAAGAGACGCAAGGUUCAAGAUUGCGCUCGAGAAGAGCGAAUUUUUCCUCACGGAAAUUUCGUUCUUGGGCUACGUCGUGACACGUGGAGGAUUGCGGUCGGACUCGAGAAAAGUUGCGGCGGUGAAGGAAGCCCCGGUUCCCACGUCACUGACGCAGGUUCGAGCCUUCUUGGGACUGGCGUCGUACUACCGGCGCUUCAUCAAGGGCUUUGCCGCGAUUGCACGACUGCUAACGAACCUGUUACGGAAGGACCAACCUCUCAGUUGGGACGUGGAGUGCCAACAGGCCUUUGCAACCCUCAAAGACGCUCUGGCAACGACCCCUAUUUUGAUUCGGUCGGACCCCUCGAAGCAGUUCAUUCUCAUCACGGAUUGGCAACCGGAAGCUAUUUCCGCUAUUCUAGCACAAAAGGGGAACGAUGGUCGCGAACGAGUCAUCGAGUACGCGUCUCGAACCGUAUCGGACGAACGAAGAAACGACUCCGCACCUCAAGGCGGGUGCUAUGCGGCUUGGCGAACCAACGUGGAGGGAGAACUCCUCGCGUUUCUGUUCAGUACAGUACGGCCUGGACAUCAGAAACUCAUCCCGCAAGAGCUCGCGAUCCCGGUAGCGCAGUUGGCGGACGAUCUCCCUCUCGACAUCAUCUCGCAAGAUGACGAGCACCCGAUUCCUCAUGUGCUUUCUUGCACGUUGACGUUGUAUCUCCAGUGGUCAGCUUGUGUGGAGGGAGCCGUAGAGCGCAUCCCGCCAUCGCAGCAGCAGUAUUUAGAUCCCCGGACGGUUUGUGAUCCUUCCUUCUUCAGGCAUCCAACAGCAGAGCAGGUUGCUGCCAUUCGAGAGGAAGAAGAGGAGGAAGAAAGCACUGAGAGUGAGGAAGGAGAAGACGAGCGGGAAGAAAGUGGGGAAAGCGACGAAGUACUCGGGGAAGAGGACGAAACCCCCGAAGAAGGAAGCUAUAGCGAGCAUAGCGAGGGGGAGCGGAGCGAGGAAGAAGAAGACGACGACGAAGGAGAAGAGGAGAACGAAGAAGGACCUGCGGAAUCAGAGUGGGAAGCUGUGCCGGAAGAAGCGCUAUGCACAAGCACGGAGGCUGAAGAUCCAGAGGCGGCCCGCAAAAGAGAAGAAACCGCGACCGGGAAGAAGGAACUAGAGUUUGCGAGCAGGGCAAGCUUGCACAUCCACGACGACCCAAACCAAGAUUUGGAGCCGCCCCGACCAGAACAUGGUGACCUCACGGCCACGACUCCGACCCCAUCAACGCGGCGACGGAGCCGAUCCCCCUCCUCCCAAGCCCGUCCCCCAGUUCACCGACGUACCAAUACGGGCGAUCGACCUUCGUCCCUGAUUACUCUCUCACCGUCCUCUUGACUACCUCACCCUCCGCCAGCUCACCACCCCCAUCACGUUCCCCUUCAACCCAUUUCCUCGCGAUACCUUCCGCCACUUCU